Molecule: messenger RNA, 2097 nt
Organism: Lasiodiplodia theobromae
Lineage: Eukaryota; Fungi; Ascomycota; Dothideomycetes; Botryosphaeriales; Botryosphaeriaceae
Product: Mg2+ transporter protein CorA-like/Zinc transport protein ZntB
Exons: 7
Coding region: 1-2097 (698 amino acids)
Biological process (GO): metal ion transport; transmembrane transport
Cellular component (GO): membrane
Molecular function (GO): metal ion transmembrane transporter activity
Source: RefSeq, a predicted model, not a curated record
AUGAGUACCGAGUCCCUAAUCCGGCAGCUGGAGGAGCAGCGUGCCGCCUUCCUGGCCCUGGAACAGCGCGUCCAUGACGCCCUCCGUCAGCAAGAAGCAGCCGCUGCAGAGGCCUCGCGGGACGAGAGCCCGUCCUCCCCUACCUUCAGUGACGGCAUCGGCCGCCAGUCGACCGUCUCCUUUGCCGACCCGGGCCGCAAGUCGACGGGGCUGGCGUCGAUCCUGCACACAAGCUCGGCCGUCUCGGUGGACAGCGACGACGAGGACGACGAGACGUAUUAUGUUCGAACGCCUCUGCCGUCCACGUCGUUAGCCGAAGAAGGCCUGCGCACCCACUUGAGGACUUACGAUUGGGAGUCAUGCGGUCAGACUAUCCUAGAAGAAGUAGUGCAGGAUGGCCAAUUGCUGUCUCCCUACCUCUUUCCGACUCCCAGUGACGAGGAAAUGUCAAUCCCUUCGAGUUACCAGGUUUACGAUGUAGGAGUUGACGGCACGCCCCUAAGUCUCGAUAUCGAAACCGGCGAAGACGAGGAGGUAACGCAGUCCAAGGCCGCCGCGUUCUGGAACACUAUCAAGGACAUCAAUGUGGAGCCCAACAAUAGCUCUGCCGUGGGCCGAAUAGUCAUCGCCCAAGAACCAUCACCUAUCAUCUUCGGUGCCUUGCACUAUGCCAUGAACCAGUACUUCGAUAUGAACGAGCUGUUCCAGCACUUGGUUAACUCCGAACACUCAUCGGCAACACCCCACAGGCCCUUCUCCCAUGACUCACGACACCAGCGAACAUUCACUUUCAGCUUUGAGUACUACACAAUCAUCGGCGAAGACCGCCAGCCCAUGCCCUCAGUCGUCUCUCUAGCGUUGCUAGGAGAUCCCAUCAAGAAGCUCCGUAACAUGUCCCGGCGGAAGAAUGUCAAAGUCAAGCAGGGCCUUGUAAUCGAUCCAUUCUCGCCGUGGCUCGUACUCAAUAUGCAAGCUUAUCCCGACUGGCUCGGGAAUGCCGAUGCUCAUGAUCAGACCAAACGUUAUGUAAACGGUCCGGAGGCUUUCUUGGCAACAGUUCUUAUGGAGUUCCGGGACGCACGCAAACGCUACGAGGAGAUCUACAAGCAGAUUACGAGAAUGAUCACCCCGCCAACAGAUUUCAUUUUUGAUGCGGAUCAACGGGACAGGCGUCUGUUCGAGGACGACAACUUCACUUUUACCAGAGGCUACUUCUGGGCGCAUCAAACACUUGGAUCUAUCAACGACAGCAUCAAGGCCAUGAUUGACGCGUACGAGGACACUUUCACAGAGGAGGUGUGGGAAGGAAGGCAUAAGAGCAUUUGGCCGUUGCUGGAUGAAUCAUUACCCCGCAACGACUACUUCAGAAGAAAACUAUAUAUACUGCGGAAGGACUUCGAACGCGAAAUAAGGCAUCUGCACGAACAAAUCAAGGAAAAUAACGACAGGAGGUUGGAAAUCCGGGAUUUGCGAGACCAGCUGUUCAGCGGCACUUCUGUUCUGGAAUCGCGCAAGUCAGUCGAACUCUCCGAGAUCACCAUCCUUCAGGGACACAACGUCAAGCUCCUGACGCUCAUAAACAUCUUCUUCAUGCCUCUCACCUUUGUCACAAGCGUAUUUGGGAUGACGAAUAUGUCUACGGAACACACUUUCUGGGAGUUUGGCACGGUCCUGGUCGUCGUCUGUGUCCCAUUCUUCUUGCUCAUCGGCUCCCUCAAUACCACGAAAGGCUACGAGUUCUGGAAGGCACGAUGCAAGGAGGUCAUGAAGACGUGUCUCUGGUUCCUGGCCUUCAUGUCUGGCUUGGCCCCGAAGACGAGUCGGCCGCAGAAAGGCCAAAAGCAGGAAGAAAAAGAUGAAAAUGGCCCUAACGCUAACCCUUACGCUCCUCGGAGAAGCUGUGCUUCUGACAGGCAGCAACGGCCACGGAUGCAACGCUCGCCAACGAGCACAGAUAUGAUGGAAAAGGACAGCUCUGUAGAAGGAUCGCAAGAGAGCGGGAAGAGUAAAAGGAGGUGGUUCGAUCCAAAAAUUCUGAAGCGCAUGUCACGAAAGAACGAGAAGAACGAAAACAUGACACGAACCCAGGAGGUCUAG